AUGCCUCCUGCCCUUUCUGUCUGUCAUGCAAAUGUCCAAGUCUUUGACAUGGCCACGCCGCCUGGCCUUAAGCUUCUACAGUUUAACGCUAACGGCCUACUCGGCAAGCUUGACCAGCUCCUCGCAUUCAUGCGUUCGCACAACAUAGCUGUAGCGGCUAUCCAAGCGAUGAAGUGGUCUGACUCCAUCGAGCUACCGCUGCUUGGUGCCGACCCUAUGGAAGUAUUGGCCAUUUCCCUUGACAUAAGCCCGGCGCCGCUAACCAUCGUGAACGUUUACAUCCCUCCAACUUUCAGUUGUCCUCCCGGUUUUACCGCCUCUAUCGCCCCCUGCUUACCUUCUGAAGACAGUUUGGUGCUAGCCCUGGACGAUGAAUUAGAACAGGUCCCCUUCGCCGUCCUCAACGGGAACAGCCAAACGCGGCUCUCGACCAACGGUGCCUCCAGCUCGUUUGAUGUUUCCCUCGCCAGUCUCAGCCUGGUAGCCUCAACCAUGUGGAGCACAGAAAUCAGCCUUGUUAGCGAUCACCUCCCCAUAUUGCUCGAACUGGCCACUGCCGACGACCGUAUCAAGGCCCCAAGUAGGCACUUCAUCAACUUCAAGCGAGCCGAUUGGACAGCGUUUACCGCCGAAUACGAAGCCGAGAUCGAUGGCCUACCACCUCCCACACGGCGGAGCGAGCCCUUCGUCGACUUCUUCUGGCAGCAGCAAGUCACCACAUCCCGGACGGCCGCAUUCUUCUACUUCGUCCUAACUAUCCGCCUGAAACGCGAGAGACAUGAUAUACGAGCACGCGAUGCCAAUGACCCGCAUAUCGUAGGGCUGAACGGCUUGAUCACCAAGACCAUCAACGACGGCAAACGCCGAUGCUGUCACGAAUUAAUUGCAGAUUGCAGUUUCCGCGGCAACUCAGCUGUCACUUGGAAAAUGUCUAUGCAACCUGACCAAGCCCCGGGCUGA
Messenger RNA from Dibothriocephalus latus, 960 nucleotides. The record is from the annotation of a GenBank genome assembly. Lineage: Eukaryota; Metazoa; Platyhelminthes; Cestoda; Diphyllobothriidea; Diphyllobothriidae.